Molecule: messenger RNA, 6212 nt
Organism: Myxocyprinus asiaticus (Chinese sucker)
Lineage: Eukaryota; Metazoa; Chordata; Actinopteri; Cypriniformes; Catostomidae
Product: max dimerization protein 1-like
Exons: 6
Coding region: 1188-1856 (222 amino acids)
Biological process (GO): negative regulation of transcription by RNA polymerase II
Molecular function (GO): protein dimerization activity; DNA-binding transcription factor activity, RNA polymerase II-specific; RNA polymerase II cis-regulatory region sequence-specific DNA binding
Source: RefSeq, a predicted model, not a curated record
UGACAGCAACAAGCAAACAUCUCAUCUGCCUGGCACGACGACGUUAUGGUUUCGCUAGCUGCGUGUUUUUGUCCUAUUUUUGAUUAAUUUUCCGCAGUUGCACACAGCCACAUAUUAGCAUGUGCAAUUCGAGCUGUUUAAUAAGUAGCAAGACCGUUUGACACGCUUAAAAUAUCGAAACCAGCGAUUGUUUGGACUUUUUAAGAGGCCGUGCGUUCGCCCAGUCACUAUUUUUCAACGCUUUUUUUGUCCAUAUUUUUCCUCCUCUUUAUUAUACAACAGACUAUUGCUUACCACCUCGCUGGCAAGGCAUAUGAAAAUCUACGUUUUUAUAUAUAUAUUUAUAUUAGCAAGGAAUUUGGGUUGACUGUUGCUUGUUUUCCUAACGCUACCAGCACAGCAGCAGCAAAGCUGAAACAUAAUAACAAAAACCAACAUCACCAGCUGCUCAAACACACCUUUUUGUCAGAUAAUCUAAUCUGGCAACCAGUACCCUCAUCAGAUCUAUCUGACUGAGCUGUCAGUGUGGUAUUUUUGUCUAUACCUAUCAACGAUGCACAUUGGUCUCUAGUUAGGAGCUUUCGGUGCCAGACUAUUAGAGCCUAAAAGCUGACCAAGUGCCGAACUAAAGCUGUAAUCUAUAAAAGUCUUUAAACCUUUUUGAGUGUAGCCACUUACAUGGUUUCAGGAAGAGUUGCCCUGAUUUUGCAAAUCUGGAGGUUUUUGUUGUUGUGCGCGUUUUUUCCACGGUCGUGUUGCACUCACAUUUUUAACAUUUGACGUCCGUUAUCUAAUCUAAUAUGAGCAAGAGUAUUUAAUUUAGUUUUUUUUUCUUUUCUUUUCUUUUCUUUUUCUUUUUCUUUUUUUUUUUUUUAGGCAGCUGAGGGACAUUUUUAUUCCUUUUUUUUUUUUUUUUUACCAUCCAGCCAUUUGGAAACCAGCGUUAGAUAUCACGGCCGUGUUUAUUUAUUACAUUUUUCAAUACGCCAUUUUUGUACACAUUUUUGGUUUUUAAAUAUCAACAAGCUCCCAUUUCUAUAGAUUUCCCUCGCUGCCGUGCAUAAAAAGAUUUUAUAUAGUCGUCUGGCUGGAUUUUUUUACUGUCUAAAAGAGGAAGGAACGAAAGGCUGGUGCUUGUUUUUUCCUCUUUUAUUUCUGACACGGAUCGUCAUUUUUAAUCACAUAAAAUGUCGGCGAUUGAAAAACUGCAGAUGUUAAUCGAAGCAGCUGAAUAUCUUGAUCGAAGAGAACGAGAAGCGGAGCACGGCUACGCCUCUAUGUUACCAUUCACCAGCAACAAAGAGAGGGAUGGCUUAAAACGAAAAAUGAAAAGCAAGAAAAACUGCAGCAGCAGGUCAACACACAACGAGAUGGAAAAGAACAGGAGGGCACAUUUACGACUGUGUUUGGAACGCUUGAAAUCUCUGGUGCCCUUAGGACCAGACUCAAACAGGCACACAACCCUCAGCCUACUUAUGAGGGCUAAGGAACACAUCAAGAGGUUGGAGGAGAGUGAACGGAAGGCCCAGCACACUAUAGACCAUCUGCAGAGAGAACAAAGGCACCUGCGGAGACGUCUGGAGCAGCUUGGUGUGGAGCGCACACGUAUGGACAGCAUGGGCUCCACCAUCUUGUCGGACAAAUCCGACUCCGACCAAGAAGAGGAGGUGGAUGUUGAUGUGGAAGAAACAGACUAUCUGCUUGGAGAUCUAGAGUGGAGCACCAGUAGUGUAAGCGACUCAGACGAGCGAGGAAGCUUGCGCAGUAGCUGCAGCGAUGAAGGCUAUUCCAGUGCCAGUCUCCGUCGCCUCGCCAACCCUCAGGAGAAGAGCCCGACCCUGGGCUGCAGUCUAUAAGAGCACAGCCUCACCUCGGUUCUCAGUCACUCAUCUUUCACCACUUCAAUCUCCUGUCGGGUCCUCCUCUUAUACUUAAACAAUGUUUUCUCCUUUGUGACCGAUGAUCUUGUCAAAGACCAAAAUGGAAAACGGUCUUUAUCAACUUGCUCUGACAAAUUCAGGCUGUUGUGUGUGGUGUGAUGGAGUUUAGCCAAGUGGAGGAAGCACAUAGAAAGUAUUGGAGUUUGGAGGUGGCAUCCACCAACCAGACCUCAUUCAUGCAGCACUAAUUGGGAGAAGAGGCGCUGCCCUCACCACGCAGACCUUCUAUACUGAUCCUAACCAAUCCCCAUGCACCAUGUGUUUCCACUGACCAAUCAUCAGUGGUGGAGGCAGAAUAUGAGCCUGCCGUUGUCCAAUCAGAUAUUCCCACCCAUCUGCCUUCGCUCCCUCCCCUCCAUCCAAGCCAAUUACGGAGAGAGGCACUUGAUUGGGACAUUCCCUCCCCAAAGACCCUAAAAAUACCCUUAAAGACCUCAUAAGCCAGAUGAAGAAUGUGUACCAUACCACACCCACUGCCUAGUCAGUGUCACACUCUUUGGGACAAUCGCACCCAAGCGAUCCUUCAAUCAGACUGAACCGUCCAGUAGACACAGGGCUAGGUCAACUGACCAGUUACCUGACCUACCAGAGCAUGGUAUUUUGCACUUAGAUUACGCUAUUUGUAGGAGUUGCCUUUUUACACUCAUCUAAAGACAGUUUUGCCUCGUCCCACAUAGUAAUUAAGGACAGGAUUUGGGAAAGCUGCGAGAUCUGAGCAAAAGGGCUACUCCUACCAUACAGGCAAGGAUCGCUUCGUGUCAAGAUGUGCUGUCAUGUCGUUUCAUUUCAAACGUCUCUUUAAAGGGACAUGCAGCUAUUGUAGUGAUGUAUCAGGCGUAGUGCGUUAGCUAGUCUUAAAAGUAUCUACCUGCACUGUAUAAUAUCCGCCCACCACUCCUGUCACUGCACGGGGACAUGUUUUUUACACCGCGAAAAUUGUCUUAAUCAGUGUUUUUCCAGUAAAUGUAACUAAACAUCCUUAAAAAAAGAGAAGUUUUAUUGAGAAGCAAAAUUAUAUUUAAAGUCUUAAUUUCUGAGUAAUCUAACAACAUUUAGUAAGGUUUAUGUUAAAACAAUAAAUAAAAUAAAACUAUUUGCCAAUGGGGUAAGAAAAAAAAACUUCAAAGGGGAAAAAGUUAAUUUUUUUCUAACUCUGAUAGCUAAUUUUUUAUUAUUAUUAUUAUUAUUAUUGUUAUUAUUAUUAUUAUUAUUAUUUAGUUUUAAGCAUAAACCUCACUAAAUUUUGUUUGAGUUCUCUGAAAACAGGACAUAAUAGCUUAUGUUCUGGAUUCAAUACAGGUUAACCUUAAUCGACAGUAUUUGUGGCAUAAUUUUGAUUACAAAAAAAUGUGACAUCCUUUGUUUAUUAAAAAAAAAAGAAGCAAGAAUCAUGGGUUAUGUUCUUACAAUGUAAGUGGAAGGGGUCAAUCCAUAAACAUUACACACUGUUUCAAAAGUAUAGCCACAAGACGUAAACAUUAUAUGUUAACAUGAUUAUAGUGUAAUAAAAUCACUAAUCUGUGUGAAGUUAUAUCCAAUAUUACAACUUUGUCAUCUUGACUACAUAACACUGGUCAACCCUGUAAUCCGGUAAAUGCAGGAACGCCGGUAUUUUCAUGAUUUCUUUUUUUUUUUUUUUUAAACAUUAAAAUCAUAUCAGUCAAAUCAAACAGUGUGCAUUUUAACGUUUAUGGACUGGCCCAGUUCACUUCUUUUGUAAGUGCCUAACCUCAACCGCACAUUUUUGUAUUAUAUAUAUAUAUAUAUGUAUAUAUAUAUAUAUAUAUAUAUAUAUACAUAUAUAUAUAAAAAUUUUAUGAACGAGGGACAAAUCAAAUUCUUUUCUGUUUAUCAACAGCCGCAAAUGCUGUCAAUUGAGCAUAACUUGUAUAGAACCCAGAACAUUACUUUAACUCAUUUUGCUUCUCAAGUAAAUAUCUUGUUGGCAAGGAAGAAGAAAAAAAGUAACUUUUUUUUUUUUUUUUUUUUUUUUGCAGUGGAUACCCUGCAAGCACUCACAAUAUUUAUGCUGUGCAAAAUCAUCAGGGCGGUAGCAAUACACCCUUCAACUGGAUUUACUGGUGGAUACCUGACUAGCUAAACAAAAAAAAUUGAAAUCCUAAAUGAAAGGAGCUGUCUUUUUUGUUAUUGUUUUCAUUUUUUAAGCAUACGUUGUAUUUUUAGUGCCCUCUCUACCUGCCACCUUGAAUUUUACUACAACUGGGGGCGACACAACUGAAAACCUGUUUUCUUGUAGAAUUGUUUGCAGCAUGAGAUUCUUUGAAGGGUUUGUGGGUGGGGUUUAUGAGAUGGGGGUGGGGUUUAUGAGAUGGGGGUGGGGAGUGGAGACAGGGGAAAUCUGGAUCUCAGGUAUCUCUUCCUCUCUAAGGACAGUGGCGUUCUUUGUGUGUAUGCGUGUGUGAUGCAUCCUCUUGUUUAUUUUUGUUUUCUUUUUUUGUCUUGACUAUUUAGCCCCAGAAGUACAAGGGCGAUCCUACAAGCACAUUCCAUGAUAGAGCAGAGCAAUGGAGGUAGUGUUAUUGCAAGGACUGUAGACACUGAUAGAAAGGUCUAAGGCUUCAGAUUACCUAUGAGUGAUGGACCCUCUGUGCUUCUGCACCAUCAGACUCAUUGUAAGAGUGUAUGUGUGUGUGCACUUUGUUCCUCUGUGGCUGCAGCAUUGCAGUUUUACUUCUGCACCCAGCUAUUUACCAUUUCAGCUAAAUGUAGUCAUGAUAUGUAUAUAGCUAACAGAAAAAAAGAGAGAUAUUUACCUUAUAUGUACUGUACGUAAAUUGACAAAGUAUUUAUAUUUGAUCGACAUAUAUGUUCAAACAUAGACUAUACUGUAUAUAUGAGAAUAUAUUUAAGAAGUAAUUGCCUUAGUUGCUUUUGUUCUCCCUAUUGUUAGUUUCAAUGUGUAGUUUGAUUUGCACUCUAUAUAGAUACGUAUAAAUAUAUAUAAAUAUAUAUAUACUAAUGUUUUACACAUCCUGGUGCUCGCAGAGCCAAAAACCUUUCAUUAUAUUUUUCCUGCGCAAAAGUGAAAAUAUGUUGACAAAAAAAAAAAAACAACAAAAGAACAAACUGAAAAAAAUUAAUGAAUCGUAAGUAUUUGUUAGUGUUGGUGCCAAUGCGAUUGUGGAAAGUUGGAAUGAAAAUGAUAGCUUGUUAAUAUCGUGCCUAGGGAGAACGGAAUUUGUUCCUAUAACACUAGUGAUUAAAAAGGGGUUUCUUUGCGGGUUUCUGUAAAGGAUUUGUAUGUUUGAAUGGAGUGUCAAAUUUUCCAUCACUGUGGCCUUACAAGCCAACAUCAAAAAAGAGAGUUAUGAAUAUAGAAUAUAGAAACGGAACAAAAAAUAGGAUUGUUCAUUUUUAACAUGCUGCUGUUGGGUAGUUUUGAAAAUGAAAACAAAAUCCCCAAAAAGACUUGUGUGAGCUGUAGCCAUGAGAGCAUUAGAGCACAGUGUAUUAUGGAAAUUAGGGUGGGGUUGGAUAGGGUGGUGUGUACAUAUACAUGCUUGUUUGUGAUGCCACUGUCCACAGACAGAGAGAAAGGGUUAAAUUUUCUUUAGUUUUAAUCUUGGGAGGGCAGGGAGUUCAGGCUGUAUGCCUUUUUGCAUUGAUAUGCUUCUUUUGUCACCCCCCCCCCCCCCACCAACUUUCAGAGUCUGUGUUUUACUCCUCUUACGUCGUCUUCUGUGAACACCGUCUACGGGACACAGCUACCGUGUUAUGCUACGAAUGUUAUGUGAAAGACUAUGGUGCUGUCACACACCGAUGUGAAUUCCUGCUAUAACACGAACCCUUACUUUCUCCUGGCACGGCGCUUAUCACAGUCAAUGAUGUCACCACGGGGUACUUUGAUUUGUAUAUAUGGGUUAUGUACCGUACAUUGAGUACAAAGCGGCUAAAGCCUUAAGACAUACAAAUGUGUGGAAACCACAGAUGUUAUCAGAAACUGACUGCAAACAUGGUCUGCUGACGAGACCCCAUCGCCAGUCAUACCCAUUGAUCGUGACUGCGUCUCAGGUGGUUCACACCUUUCCAAAUAUACAUUAACAUACACAUGCACACAUAUUCAUCCUCGAACACAUACUGCCUCUUGUAAGCUAAACAGAAGCGGUUAAUGUCUGUUUUACAUCCAAUCUGAAAUGGACAUUUCUAUGCUGUUACUUUUUAAAACUUGGGCUACAUUGAUGUUGACUGCUAAAUGUGUGGUUUAAAGGAAUGAACUUAAAAUAAAAAAAUAAAAAAAAACUGAAAAACUUA